This is a messenger RNA of Amblyraja radiata (thorny skate), 1206 nucleotides long. It is a transcript of the gene sgk2a, whose product is annotated as serum/glucocorticoid regulated kinase 2a. The transcript has 12 exons. The record is from RefSeq and is a predicted model, not a curated record. Gene Ontology annotation, biological process: protein phosphorylation. Gene Ontology annotation, molecular function: protein serine/threonine kinase activity; ATP binding. NCBI's taxonomy places the organism in Eukaryota, Metazoa, Chordata, Chondrichthyes, Rajiformes, Rajidae. The coding region runs from base 25 to 1122 and encodes 365 amino acids.
AAAAUAAAGGUUUCGAAAACUGACAUGGAUCAUUUUCACAACAAUAGGGGAAAUUCGAGUAUGUCAAAGCAAAGUGACAUCAACUUGGGCCCUUCAGCAAAUCCUUUUGCCAAACCAACAGACUUUGAUUUUCUAAAAGUUAUUGGAAAAGGGAGUUUUGGGAAAGUUCUCGUUGCGAAACGUAAAUCUGAUGGCAGAUUCUAUGCAAUCAAAGUCUUGCAGAAGAAAAUGAUCCUUAAAAAAAAUGAGCAAAGGAACAUAAUGGUAGAACGUAAUGUGCUGCUGAAAAAUCUCAAGCAUCCUUUUCUGGUUGGGCUUCACUACUCCUUUCAAACAACUGAAAAGCUCUAUUUUGUCCUGGAUUAUGUGAAUGGUGGUGAGCUCUUCUUCCAUUUGCAACAAGAACACACGUUCCCUGAGCCCAGAGCGAGAUUUUAUGCAUCAGAGGUGGCCAGUGCAAUAGGAUACCUACACUCCCUCAAUAUUGUGUAUCGGGAUUUAAAGCCUGAAAACAUUCUCCUAGAUUCUCAGGGUCAUAUUGUAUUAACAGACUUUGGUCUAUGUAAAGAAGUCAUAGAACCAACAGGAACAACAUCUACUUUCUGCGGAACUCCCGAGUAUCUUGCCCCAGAAGUACUAAGAAAACAUCCAUAUGAUCGUACUGUUGACUGGUGGUGCUUCGGGGCAGUCCUCUAUGAGAUGCUGCUUGGAUUACCACCCUUCUACAGUCGGAAUGUAGCUGAGAUGUAUGAUAACAUUCUCCACAAGCCACUCCACUUGCCAAUGAGCAUAUCAACAGCUGCUCGUGACAUUCUGACAGGACUUCUACAAAAAGAUCAAAAGAGACGAUUAGGAGCUCAAGCAGAUUUUCUUGAUGUCAAAAAACAUGCAUUCUUUUCAUCAAUUGCCUGGGAGGAUCUUUACAAUAAGAGAAUUCCCACACCAUAUAAUCCCAAUGUGGCUGGACCUGCUGAUCUACGACACAUUGAUCCUGAAUUCACACAAGAAAUUGUCCCUAAUUCUGUUGGGCGCAUUCCUGACUCCACUAUUAAUAGCCCAACUGCCACAAGUGCAUUUCUGGGAUUUUCCUAUGCUACUACAGAUGAUCAUUUAAGAAAUUAACUAAAUAUUUAUUGAAAGUGAGCUACCUAAAUGGAUAUUACUAGCCGAAGGUAGUUAAUAUCAUCAACGCAAAAUGCUUCAGUC